AUGGAUUUAACAUCUACAAAGUCCAGUCAUAGUGUUUCUGAUGUAUCAAAUAAUUCUAGCGUGUCCGCUAAACUAAAGAGAUUACAAAUAGAAGAAAGUCUUCUUCUUCAAAGUAUUACAAAAUGUAUUAGUCAAAAUUUGCAAGCGCCGCAAGAUAUCGACGAUGUCAAAAAAAGUACUCUUGAAUUAGAAAACCGUAUCAAAUCAUUGAAAUCUUAUUUACAGUCCGAAUUAGCUCGCCUUAAGGCCGCUGAAAUAGAAUUAAAUAAAACUGCAAAAGAAGACCAGGUUAUAGUCAAUAACUGCAAAAAGAAUCUUAGAAUUCAAACUGCGAAAUAUAACGAGAUUGUGCCCAGUCCUGUAAAAACUUUGAUAACUUCACCAUUUAAGUGUGAGGAGGUUCAACAAUUCCAAGAGUUUAUGCUGAAUAGUUCGAAUCGAUAUGGAGGGUGGAACGAAUAUCACCAUAACAUAUUCGUAAACCACUGGCAAAAAUACUUUAGCGCUUCAAUAGAUGGCUCACACAAUGAGAAAAUAGAUAAUAUUCAACAUUAUCCAGGGUAUGAUAAAUUUUUGAGCGAAGUUUUACCAAAAUUGCAAGGCAUUCGUGAACAAGAUAUUAUUAGUCACAUUCAAUGGUAUUUAAAGUUCGUUUAUCUUAAGAAGCAACAGCAGAGAGCUAUUGAUCAAUGGCGGUCUAAUAGAAGAAUCAUCAAAUCAGCAACAAAGGAACUGCCACCACACAAGACGAAUGUAAUGGAUAAAAUGAAGACUAAUCGAAGGAAAAGUGCUAACGACAUUAGUUACAACAGUAAGAAUAUUUCGUUCUUCAUAAGAAAAUGUUAUAGCGAAGACAUGACAAAUAUGAAGAAUGUCGAAAAAGUUUUGGAAACUGACGAUGAAACAAUAAGACACUUUCAAAUGGCUACAAAGCAAUGGUGUGGCAGAAUUAAUAGUAAAGAAGUUGAAAAUAAACCAAACACAAAUAGUCUUGAAAAUAUUAAAAAACUGUAA
Molecule: messenger RNA, 1014 nt
Organism: Spodoptera exigua (beet armyworm)
Lineage: Eukaryota; Metazoa; Arthropoda; Insecta; Lepidoptera; Noctuidae
Source: the annotation of a GenBank genome assembly